This is a messenger RNA of Asparagus officinalis (garden asparagus), 3364 nucleotides long. RefSeq names its product glutamate receptor 3.5-like. Gene Ontology annotation, cellular component: plasma membrane. The record is from RefSeq and is a predicted model, not a curated record. Lineage: Eukaryota; Viridiplantae; Streptophyta; Magnoliopsida; Asparagales; Asparagaceae. The coding region runs from base 355 to 3111 and encodes 918 amino acids. Gene Ontology annotation, biological process: G protein-coupled receptor signaling pathway. Gene Ontology annotation, molecular function: glutamate-gated receptor activity; G protein-coupled receptor activity. The transcript is spliced from 6 exons.
UCCCAUUCAUGAUCUUUAAAUUUGUUAGCUCUCUUGCUGUAGCUUGGAAAUUAUCCCUAUAUGUGACUUAUUGGUCUAUUACCAAUUUUUAAAGCAUCCUAUCAAUAUUCUUAGCUUGUUGUCAUGGAAGAUCUAUAUGGUCCCCUCUAUUUUUCAACCUCUGAAGGCCUGAAGAAAGCAUGAGCUUCUCUGAUGAAUAUUAAACCUCACUUUUCUCUCUGUUUCCUUUGCCUUGUGUAAAAACUUCGAAGAAUUUUCCCAUCUGGGUUCUGAUAAUCACAUGAAAUUAUAAACAGAGAGAAAAUUCCGGCCAAAUCACCAAUCUUGCCAACUAGGCCAGCUCAAUACCCAGAAAUGGGUUUGGUUUCCGCUAGGCUGUUGGUUUUGUGCUACUUGAUUUUGCUAGUUGGAGGUUUGACCCGGAGCCAAAACAGCAGUGUUGCCCCCUUGAGGCAGAGUGUUGUGAAUGUGGGGGCUCUUUUAGCUUUUGAUUCCACAAUUGGAAGGGUCGCAAAGCUCGCAAUUGAGCUCGCAGUUGAGGAUGUGAACAAAAAUCCGAGCAUUCUCUCCGGCACAAGGUUGAAUGUGAUUAUGCAGGACACAAACUGCAGUGGAUUUAUUGGGACUAUUGAAGCCUUGCAGCUGAUGAUGAAUGACGUUGUCGCCAUAAUCGGCCCACAAUCAUCCGGCAUUGCCCGUGUAGUCUCCCAUGUUGCGAAUAAACUUCAUCUCCCUCUUCUCUCGUUUGGGGCCACAGAUCCCACCCUUUCUUCAAUGGAAUACCCUUAUUUCGUUCGAACAACUCAAAAUGAUCUUUUCCAAAUGAACGCGGUAGCAGAUGUAAUAAAAUAUAAUGGAUGGAGAGAGAUAAUCGCCAUCUUUGUAGACGACGACUACGGGAGAGGAGGGGUAGAGGCAUUAGGCAAUGCUGUUGAAAGUUAUCGCUCAAAGAUCAGCAAAGCUGCUUUCCCCCCCUACGCUAACAGAAGAAGGAUAAAAAGUUUAUUGUCAGAGAUCAAUCUAAUGGAAUCAAGGGUUUACGUUGUCCAUGUAAACCCUGACUCAGGACUUAUAAUUUUCUCCAUUGCAAAAGAAUUGGGAAUGAUGGCUAGCGGCUAUGUGUGGAUAGCAACGGAUUGGCUUACUACAGUCUUGGAUUCUUCGAAGGCCACAGAUCUUGACAUAAUAAAAGGGGUGGUUACCCUUCGCCAACAUAUUCCAGAUUCUGACAUCAAAACCUCAUUUAUGUCACGCUGGGAUAAUAUAAUUCAGAAAGAAAAUACCAGUUUUGGUUUGAACACUUACGGGAUGUAUGCAUAUGAUUCGGUUUGGUUAGUUGCUCAUGCUAUCGAUCAGUUUCUUAGGGAAAGGCAGACCAUUUCUUUCUCCAGUGAUUCAGGUUUGCCUCGUGCCAAUGCAAGUGUUCUUAAUCUAGGAGCUCUUAAGUCCUUUGUCGAAGGUGCUAAUUUACUUCAGAAAGUGCUGCUUGCUGACUUUACGGGCUUAACUGGUCGAGUUCAGUUUAGUUCAGAUAGAAAUUCAAUCCUUCCAGAGUAUGACAUUCUCAACAUUGUAGGAUCCGGUCCACACAGAAUUGGAUUCUGGUCUAAUUAUUCGGGUCUCUCAGUCGUUGCUCCAGAAAAAUUGUACGGAAAACCGAAAAACACUAGCUUCACUAGUCAACAACUCCUUCGUGUCACUUGGCCUGGUGAAACAAAAGUGAGGCCACGUGGCUGGGUGUUUCCAAACAAUAGGAAGCCUCUGAGAAUUGGAGUUCCCUACCGAUCCAGUUAUAAGGAUUUUGUAACAAAAGAUAGCGACUCUGGCGGCGUAAAAGGGUAUUGUAUUGAUGUGUUUGAAGCUGCAGUUGACUUGUUGCCGUAUCCAGUUCCACACAUGUUCAUCCCAUUUGGAGAUGGUGUAAAGAAUCCAAAUUACAGUGAUCUUGUGCAGAAAGUUGCUGAUAAUUACUUUGAUGCGGCGGUCGGGGACAUAACAAUUGUGACCCCUCGAACGAGGAUUGUGGACUUCACACAACCUUUCAUGGAAUCAAGCCUUACUGUAGUUGCUUGGGCAAAAGAAACUAAAUCGAGUCCUUGGACUUUUCUCAAACCAUUCACUCUGCAAAUGUGGUGUGUGACAGGGGCUUUUUUUGUUAUUAUCGGAGCAGCAGUUUGGAUCCUGGAGCAUCGUCUGAAUACAGAGUUUCGUGGAUCUCCAAGGGAACAGCUUGUGACAAUUUUCUGGUUUAGCUGUUCAACAGUGUUUUUUGCAAACCGACAGAAAAUUAGGAGCACCCUUGCAAAGUUUGUGCUGGGUGUAUGGCUUUUUGUUGUACUCAUAAUCACUUACAGCUACACAGCGAGCCUGACAUCAAUCUUAACUGUUCAACGGCUCUCAUUAGGGAUUGAAGGGAUCGACAGUUUGGUUUCAAGUAGAGAUCGUAUUGGGUAUCAGGUUGGAUCAUUUGCAAAGAACUACCUAAUCAAAGAACUCCACAUUGCCGAGUCGAGGUUGGUACAGUUAGUGCAACCUGAAGAUUAUGCCAAUGCCUUGGAGCGUGGACAGAACCGCGGUGGAGUUGCUGCAGUUGUAGAUGAGCUGCCAUACAUUCAGUUCUUUUUAUCCCGCUACUGCAAGUUCAAGAUGGUGGGCGAGCAAUUCACAAAGAGCGGAUGGGGAUUUGCUUUCCCAAGAGACUCUCCUCUCUCCGUGGACCUCUCAACCGCCAUCUUAACAUUGUCAGAUAAUGGAAAACUCCAAGAAAUCCGUGACAAAUGGCUAACCACAACGGGAUGUGAUUCACAAAACGACACCAACAAUUCAACCCAGCUUAGCUUUAAUCGUUUUUGGGGUCUCUUCCUCAUCUGUGGUCUCACCUGCAUCAUCGCUCUCAUUGUAUUCUUCCUACGGAUAUUCUGUCAGUAUCUCAGAUGCAACAGCUCAGAAAUGAUAGCGCCUUCAGUUAAUUUUCAGGCUGUUGACAGGCAUCCAACUCGGUUAAGUAGUAUCAAGAAUUUGAUGAGGUUUAUUGAUAAAAAGAAAGAAAAUGUGAAGGAUGCUAUUAAGGGGAAAUCUAGUGAGAAGCAACUGCAACUGGAACAUGCUUAGAUACUAACGUAGCCAAUUCUGUAUACAGUUAUUUAUGUACUUAUUGGAAUAUUAGUACUUAGAGAGGUUGGAUCAGCGUUGACGAGCUCUACAUAAAUUAUACUUUAAAAAGGAUAAAUUAAAUGAUGUCUUUGUAUUUAGAGAAAAAUCUUAGAAUUUCUAUAUGUGCAUGUGUGCGUGUGCAAAUCUUACAUUUUACAGACUCAUGAAAGACAGGUUGUUCUCCAAAUUAUUAAAUUUGUUGUGCCUUCAA